Molecule: messenger RNA, 3501 nt
Organism: Siniperca chuatsi (mandarin fish)
Lineage: Eukaryota; Metazoa; Chordata; Actinopteri; Centrarchiformes; Sinipercidae
Gene: phf13
Product: PHD finger protein 13
Exons: 5
Coding region: 436-1416 (326 amino acids)
Biological process (GO): mitotic chromosome condensation
Molecular function (GO): chromatin binding
Source: RefSeq, a predicted model, not a curated record
AAGACAGGCAAAUAACCCGCUGGUGACAGCCAAAGUGAACCGCUCCCCCAACAGUGAGCAGUCAGUAAAUAGGAUCAAACGGACAUUACCGGACAGCUCGGUGGGACUACAGUAGUAACGUUUCCCGUUUACGGGAGGCACGUUUUCUAACUUUGAGCCGACUAGCUAACUUACUUGGUUGGUUCUCGGCCCUAGUUCAAGUAACGCUAUCGUUAGUGCUGAUGGCAAACUGAGUGAAGACUGUUGCUUCGACUUUUAGCCAAAGCAACGUUGACGUUAGCUAUAACGUUAAGUUAGGUAUCUAGCAUUGACAGUCUAUGGUAUCUAGGCAGCAAAAGCUAGGUAACCUCGGUGUUUACAGUCGCAUCGAGUAGCCCGUUGCUCUAGCCUGUCACGUUAUCGAUAAAACGCCAGGUGGUCGGGUUGUUAGUAAAGAUGGGUGACAUAAACCCAUCGACAUCCCAUGCAUUUCAGUCGGAGGGUUUCAGUCCGCCACACAGGAGGAGGAGGACAGUAGAGGAUUUUAACAAGUUUUGCACCUUUGUCUUGGCCUAUGCUGGUUACAUCCCAUACCCCCAAGAGGACUCUCCACUACGCAGUAGUUCCAGCCCCCCCAACAGUACAGGCAGCACAGCUGACAGUGAUGGCUGGCCCCCGGGACCCCCAACCUCCUGCCCCCAGCGCCCUCCCAAGGUCCCCCAGGACAGGAGCAGGAAACGUCCACAGCCAGGAGCCACACUGUCCAGUCACACCAAGAAAGAUCACACAAUCACCACCCUGCACCCAGAUGACCGCAGGAAAGCUGACAAGCUGAAGAAGAAGAAAAGGAGAAAGGAGAGGGAGCAUUCGGCUGGUGAGGAAAGCGGGGUUCAGCAGGCCCACUCAACAGUCCCAGAGCUGCACUACCCCGUCUCCUUUGGUGGGCAAACGAUCAAAGAGGAACCUGAAGACGAUAUCAGCAUCCCCCUCCACCCCCAGCGUCUGCCUAACCCAGCCCCCUGCAAGGAGGAGCCCAAGGAGGAGCGUCGAAACUGGGGUGGUCAAGACGUUGAAGAAGGGGUGGUAAAGGUACAGAAGGUGGAGGGCUUUUCAGGAAACAGAACAGUGUUCCGCCAGGGGAAACAGGUGGUGUUCAGAGACGAAGAUGGAUCAGGAGAGGAUGAGGACAUCAUGGUAGACUCAGAUGACGACUCGUGGGACCUGGUGACGUGUUUCUGCAUGAAGCCUUUUGCAGGCAGGGCCAUGAUCGAGUGUAACCAGUGUCACACCUGGAUCCACCUGUCGUGCGCUAAGAUCCGCAAGAGCCACGUGCCAGAGACAUAUGUGUGCCAGAGCUGCCGAGAGACACACGGACCCCCAGAUACCCGCCGCUCCCACCGCUCACGUGUAGGCCCACGGAAACAUCUGCUAGACUGAUCCCAGGCCGUACCCUGAACUCUGACCCCUUCCACUCCUGCUUCCCCUCCACCUGCUGAACUGACCCUUCCUCAAAUUCAGGUCUUGCACCCUUCAGUCUCUGUCCUUCAUGGUCAGCCAAGAACCCACAUUUUCUAUAAACACUUUGGUGGACCUUUUCCCAAGCCCUUAUGCCAUUUGAAAACAGUUUGAGUGCUAUUUUAGAUUUACUAAGGUUUGUUUCUGCUUCCCUGCAGACUCUGUGCGUAAGGCAAUCACUGAAUGGAUGUCUGUCUGUAGAUGACAUUAGCAUAGCAGCAAACCGCUACUGACUACGGACUUGGUGUCUCGUGAACACUGGAAACAUUUGAACUGCCAUAUGGAGAGAAUAGCCUCACAACUGCCACCCACUAUGGUGCAUGCUGGGAUAUGUGGGAAAGACAGUUUGCACAUUUCUCACAUUUUUUACGUCUUUCUGAUUAAACUGGAUUUGAUUUCUCUAAGAUGCCUCUAUUAAUGUUACACAAUUAACCAUUUCAAAUGAGAAAACAAGUCAAGCCUUGUUAAUUGCUUCAGAUGGUGCUAUAUUAUUAAGCUGAGGUAUAAUCCAAUAGAACAAAGAUGUAGGAUAAGAGACUAGAGUCUGCAUCUGCUUCAUCUGUUUGUUGUUCUGUUUUGUUAUUUAAGACAUUGUAAAGGAAUAUCAUUGAGGCUUUGAGCCCGUACACCUGAACCAAGCGCUUGCUCCUCUUCCUUCUACUUCACAAACUGUCUUCCAGCCUUGGCUACUCCUCUGAAUCAAGAUGUUAUUUGGGCACACAUGGAGCUUUCACAUACUUUGCUUUUCAAAAAUGUUUUAAACAGUGUUCUUAUUUCACCAGAAGUCUGUCUCUGAGGAGUUUAUUCAUGAUAAAUAACUUAUUUCACAGAUUUGAAAAGCCAGAUACCUGCAAGAUUCAGAUAACAUGACAAAUUUUUCAGUCAACUGGUUUUCAGUUAAGGUGUUUUCUGUUGCCUCUGUUCAGGAUUGAAUACUUUUGUUUUCCAAACCGUUAAUUAAAUGUACCUUUUGUUUAACUGUUUCAUGCUCAAUGACAGUUUUCAGAGACAAGUAUAUUUAUAGAAGGGAACUCCUAUGGCCGUCCUGUUUAAGCAUCAACAGAAAAAAAGCUAUAUUAACUGGAAUAGCGUUAGAAAGAUUCACUCGAGUCCUGUUGAAAUUAUGCAUGUGUGUGUUUGUUUGAAUGGUUAACACUGUGUACGGGUGUUGGCAAUGCAUGUGCUGCUAUUAGUUGUCUCAACUGAGCUGAGGUAUUUUGUAAGAUGGAGAAUUGGAUAUCUGCAAAGUACUAUGGGCAGGGUCGGGUUUUUUUCAUUUGUAUCUGAAGGGUCAGAUCAGAAGAACAGAUCUCAGAACAGUCUCUUAUCACCUCUCACUAACGUUUUCACAGCAGUAUUCAGUUACUUCCAUAAUCAGUGGGUUUAAUGGGAAAAAUGUUUUUUAGGGCACUGUUUCCCUAAAACUUGCUGCAAUUUGAAUGAAAGAUUUUAAGCUUUGUUAUUCAUGUGCCAUCUGCUGUUUCUGAUUAUAUAAAAGCCAUACUGUAGAAUGACAGAUUUUAGACUCAGAACUUUGGAUAUUAGUCCAGGACGGGGUUUUACAAUGCAGAAUCAAUGACUUGACCAGGGAACGACUAACACACACAAUGAAUGUUUGGUUUGUAAGAAAAAAAACACAAGACUUUCUAAGAGUUUAAAGUGGUUAAGCUCAUCUCUGCACUCUUGUCUUCUGGUAUUUACAAAUGUUGGCUAACUGGUUUGUACCCAGCAAUCACCCAGGUCGUGAUGUUUUCUAGACGUUUCAAAACCUAAAAUCAUUUGCUGUUUCUCUGGACAGUCACGUCUUGAAGAGAACCUUGAAAUUUUAGCCUGCGUCUUUAAGACAUCAGUGUAAUUCAUGUUAACAGUGCUCAUUGUGAUACAGCUCGUUUAUUCUGAUCCUGAGUUGUCCUAUCUUCUUAUUGAGAAAGCGUUGUCUGUACUGUGGUGCAAACUGUUUCUGUGAAACUAUUGUAAUCUAUUGUAAAUAAAGAGUUACCAUUUUAA